Orbilia oligospora ATCC 24927 is the source of this 2607-nucleotide messenger RNA. RefSeq lists its product as uncharacterized. Gene Ontology annotation, molecular function: cysteine-tRNA ligase activity; ATP binding. Lineage: Eukaryota; Fungi; Ascomycota; Orbiliomycetes; Orbiliales; Orbiliaceae. Bases 1 to 2607 code for a protein of 868 amino acids. Gene Ontology annotation, cellular component: cytoplasm. The record is from RefSeq and is a predicted model, not a curated record. The transcript has 3 exons. Gene Ontology annotation, biological process: cysteinyl-tRNA aminoacylation.
AUGUCCAGCUCCUUCUUCCUCCGACCAUCGACGACGACGACGACGCUCUUCUUUGGCCUCAAUACCGCCGCCGUCUACACUGCUUCAUCUCGAUUUGCUGUUUUCUCUAGCAUCCGCCGUUGCUCUUCGCGUCGAGCAGCCCCACCAUUCGCAACAACUAUUGCAACAACGCCACUUCCCCGCAAAAUGUCCACUACCAUUGCUGGAAAGCAGAAGGUUGAGCAGCCACCAUGGAGGUCUCCCGCUGCGAAUAACAUGCGUAUAGCUGCUCCCGAGGCUGAGCUGAAGAUUUAUAACUCACUUACUCGGUCAAAGACCACAUUUUAUCCAAUUGAUGUGGUUGGGAAGAAAGUUACCUGGUACUGCUGCGGUCCGACUGUUUAUGAUGCUGGUCAUCUAGGUCACGCUAGGAAUUACGUUACCACUGAUGUUCUCCGAAGAGUUCUGGAAGGAUAUUUCGGAUACGACGUACAAUUUGUGCAGAAUGUCACGGAUAUUGAUGACAAGAUUAUCCUAAGGGCCCGCCAAUCCCAUCUCUUUGGCAUCUAUCAAAAGGAGCACCCUUCAAUCGACCCUGAGGUCCUCGAGGAAGUCACGAAGGCAUGGCAAAAAUACCUGCUCAAGAACUUCCCAGAAUCAGAAGCUACCCCAAGCACCUUUGUCGCCUGGGCUUCCACAACAUAUCCCAAACUGAUCGCUGCAGAUGGUACCAUAAUUUCCAAUGACAGCCUUGAGGAGCUCUCUGGCGAUGACCUCGAGAAAGAGGCCAAAGUCAAAAUGCACCUUAAGACUCUCUACACUGCUUCGGCAUCCCUUACAUCCCCGGCAGCCACCCCGGAGCUGUUCUAUACAGCCGUAAGGGAUAUUCUUGCGCCUUAUCUCGAUUCCUUGCAUGGCGCUUCCGUCACCGAUCCAAAGGUCUUCCGCGAAACGGCCGCCUACUGGGAACGUCAUUUCAAUGAAGACAUGGCUCGGCUGAACGUUCUCCCACCCACGGUUACCACCCGUGUUUCUGAGUUUGUUCCCGAAAAUGUGGAUUUUGUCGAUAAACUAGUCAAGAAGGGUUUUGCCUACCCAACUACGGACGGGUCUGUAUAUUUCGACGUCCAGGCUUAUAGAGCAUCUGGCCACCACUACGCCAAGCUAAAGCCAUGGGAUGCGUCUUCCACUUCAUUACUAGAAGACGGUGAAGGUGCACUGACCAGCCAAACAGGCAAAAAGAACUCAGGAGACUUUGCCCUCUGGAAAUCAUCGAAACCCGGUGAACCAGGUUGGGAUAGUCCCUGGGGUAAAGGUCGCCCAGGUUGGCACAUCGAGUGCUCAGUGAUGUGCUCAGAAGUUCUAGGUCCAAAUGUCGAUAUCCACUCUGGCGGUAUCGAUUUGGCAUUCCCACACCACGACAACGAAAUCGCACAGAGUGAGGCGUAUUGGGACCCAUGCACUGCUGCAGAUGGUCUCCAGGGAGCAGAGAAACACCAAUGGGUCAACUAUUUCCUCCACAUGGGUCAUCUUUCGAUUGCUGGGGCUAAAAUGUCAAAGAGUUUAAAGAAUUUUGUUAGCAUACGGGAAGCUCUCGGUCGAGGAGGUGGGUGGACAAGCAGAAGACUUCGUAUUGUAUUUUUAAUGGGUAGCUGGAAAGACGGUAUCGAAAUCCGCGAAGGCAAUAUCAAUGAAGCAAAGGGAUUCGAAGCAACUCUCAACAAAUUCUUUACGAAUGUUAGAUCAUUAGCGGCUGAAGAGGAGGAGAGAGAAAAGAAGGGUGAAAAUAUCGAACAAUUAUUCACAGCACGAGAAAGGGCAUUGUACAAAGAAUUCGAUAGCGCCAAACUAAACUACCACCUCGCUCUCUGCGACAGCAUCAACACAGCAAACGCUAUCGUCGCCAUCCUUGACAUCGUCUCCAAAGCAAACAUCUAUAUCGGUAGCAGCGAAGGUUACCUCUCCGUUGCAACUUUGUCCACUAUCGCUCGCUGGGUUACAAAACAAGUCCACACUUUUGGCCUAGACAGUCAACCUUUCUCUUCGGCUCGUAUCGGAUGGGGUGAUGAGUCCGUAGCUACUGGAGAAGCCGAUAAGGAGACUAUCGCCAUGCCUUACGUCAGAGUCCUCUCUUCUUUCCGUGACAGUGUUCGCGCUGUCGCUAUGCAAGAGAAGGCCACCCCGGCUGGUAAGACGUUACUCCAACUCUGCGACAAAGUCAGAAAUGACGAUCUCCCCGUUCUUGGGGUCUCACUCGACGAUAGAGAAGGCGGUGCCGCUCUUGUUAAAUUUGUCUCCGCCGAACAACUUCUCGCCGAGAAGCGCGAGAAAGAAGAAAAGGCAGCGGAACGGGAGCGUAAUAAAGAAGAACUCAGGCGACAAAAAGAAAAACUAGAACUAGAAAAAUUAGAAAAGGGGAAACUUAGUCCCUUUGUGAUGUUUAAGGAGCGAGAGGGUAGUUCGGAGUUCAGCGAAUGGGACGAAGAGGGCAUUCCAACCAAGGAUAAAGAUGGAGAACCAGUAGCCAAAAGCAGAGGUAAAACUUUGAAGAAGCAAUGGGCCGCACAAAAGAAGGCUCAUGAAGCUUAUUUAAGUUGGGUACAAAGUCAAGGUGAAGCAGAUAGAUAA